Cynara cardunculus var. scolymus (artichoke) is the source of this 1220-nucleotide messenger RNA. RefSeq names its product GDSL esterase/lipase At5g14450-like. Bases 7 to 1164 code for a protein of 385 amino acids. The transcript is spliced from 4 exons. Gene Ontology annotation, molecular function: hydrolase activity, acting on ester bonds. NCBI's taxonomy places the organism in Eukaryota, Viridiplantae, Streptophyta, Magnoliopsida, Asterales, Asteraceae. The record is from RefSeq and is a predicted model, not a curated record.
ACAACAAUGGAGUCCUCUGUAAAACCUGCUGUCAUUGGGAUCUUAGCUCUUUUCAUCUGUGUCCAUUUGGCAAUGGCGGAUGUAGGGAUCUUACCUCGGUGUAGUUGGGCGGGACUGUACAACUUCGGCGACUCCAAUUCCGACACCGGCGGGAUCUCUGCAGCAUUUACGCCGGUUUCAUCACCCUAUGGUAUGACGUUCUUCAAGAAGCCCGCCGGAAGACUCUCCGACGGCCGCCUUGUCCUUGACUUCCUUGCUGAAUACAUCGGGCUACCUUACGUGAGUGCAUAUCUGGACACGAUCAACACAGAUUAUCGCCAUGGCGCUAAUUUUGCAACAGGAGGAUCAACGAUUCGUAGGCAGAAUGAAACCAUAUUCAAGGGUGGAAUCAGCCCCUUUUCUCUCGAUAUCCAGACUGUUCAAUUUACUCAAUUCAAAGCUCGAAUCAUAGAUCUAUGGAGUUCCGGCCAUCCGGCAGCCGAUAAAAGCCAGCUCCAGAGGCCCGGCGACUUUUCAAAAGCGCUGUUUACCAUCGACAUUGGCCAGAAUGACCUUUCGGUUGGGUUUCGAACGCUUUCCAAACAGCAACUUCGUGCAGCAAUACCUGAUAUUAUCAACGAAUUCGCCACUUCCCUUCAGCACCUGUACGAGCAAGGGGCGAGGUCGUUUUGGGUUCAUAACACAGGACCAGUCGGGUGCUUGCCCGUGUCAACAUCUAAUGUACGAAAUCCCGAGCCUGGUUAUCUUGAUCGCUAUGGGUGCAUCAGGUAUCAGAAUGAUAUGGCCAUGGAGUUCAACCGCCAACUCAAAGCUCGAGUUAUCAAGCUUCGUUCAGAACUAACCGAAGCCGCGAUAACAUAUGUCGAUAUCUACACCGCCAAAUACAAGCUAAUCAGUAGCACCAAAGAAUAUGGAUUUUACGAGCCGCUUAAGGUAUGUUGCGGUCAUCUUGAGAAGAAUGUUCGUAUCUUCUGUGGGACAACGGGAAUUAUGAACGGGACUACGGUUCAUGGUGAUGCUUGUGCGAAUCCUCCGGUGUACGUGAUCUGGGAUGGGGUACAUAUGACCGAGGCUGCGAACCGAUGGGUGGCAAAUCAGAUACUGAACGGAUCGUUAUCGGACCCGCCGAUCCCGGCAACCCAUGCCUGUUACAAGCAUUUGUAGUCCUAUAAUUACCCAACAACUAUAUUAGAUUGAACCAUAUAUACUUGAUAUCUUGU